GAAGGUGGAUGGCGCGGCCGCGGCUGCAGCAGCGUCUCUCCGGGAGCCGCGACCCUGAGCCCGCGGCCGCGGUCGACAGCCCGGCUGGAGGGGCUCCGCGGGAAAAUGCCAAGGAGAAGCCGCUCGCAAAAGAAGAGUUGAAAGUGGACUCCAUUCAAGCAGAGCCCGCUGGGCCCUCAUCACCUGGGCAGACAGAACAAAGAGGCAGAGGCCAAAGGACCAGCAGACACCCUGCCCCCCAUCGCCCAGCUGGGGACCAGACACAAGCGCUUCCUGCAGAGCCCCCUCCUCCAAGGGCAGGCUUCCUCGUGGCUGUACCCCUCUCAGGGCCAGGAAGGAGGGGAGGAGGGGGUGGUGACAAGACAUGCCCGGCUGGCCUGCCUGUGUUCUCGGUGGCUCCAGGGUCCCCCGACGGCAGCCGGCUGACUUAUCACCUUCCUGCACCAUCGGCCUUCUCAGACCCGUGUCCCAGGGAGGCGCUGCCUGACGGACAAGAUCGAAACACGAAGGAAGGACACAGGCCCGCCCGGGGAACUCGUGGUCCUGCAGGAGACUGGAGAGUUUCCCACAGAAAGAGUUCCGACUUGUCAACGUCUCCACUGCGGCUGCCGAUUGCAAGUGACCUCCACUUCCUGAGCAUGGGGCUGGGGGUGCAGGGGAGCAGGUGCUGAGCAAUUCUGGGACCGCAGAGCCCCAGGAAGUGGCCUUGAUGGGAGGGUGACAAGACCGCAGCCCUGGAGCAGCUAGCAACCAGCAAAGCCCAGCCCCUCCCUGGAAACGCCCCAUGCGAGGUCUGCCACCUUGCAGGGGAACCACCUGUCACCCAGAUGUGCCCUCCUGACACCCCCCCCCCAGGGACCUGCCUCCCCUGACACGCAGGGGCUGGGGGCUGGGACGCCCCUCGGGCCCCAGGAGCCUCUGUGUGAUCCAGCUGUGCGGCUCUCAGAAGAGGAAGCUUCCAGCCUGGACCACCCUCCCGGGAGUCCAGUGCUGAGCCCUGUUUCUGGAUGGAGACCAACCGCUCCCCUGGGCCCCAGCCGGUGAGCUGGGCCACGCUCCGCAAAGGAGGGGUCAGUGGGGCGUCCACUCUGCCCACUGUGCUGGGGACUGUGGCCCAGACUGGCCCUCUGGAGGCAGAGACCACAGGCUUCACAUCCCUGUGUGGCCGGCACUGUGCCCUGCACCACACAGACACACAGACACACAGACACAGACACACAGAGACACAGGCACAGACACACAGAGACACAGGCACAGACACACAGAGACACAGACACACAGACACACAGAGACACAGACACAGACACACAGAGACACAGGCACACAGAGACACAGACACAGACACACAGAGACACAGACACAGACACACAGAGACACAGGCACAGACACACAGAGACACAGACACAGACACACAGAGACACACACACACACACACAGAGACACAGGCACAGACACACAGAGACACAGACACAGACACACAGAGACACAGACAGACACACAGAGACACAGACACAGACACACAGAGACACAGACACAGACACACAGAGACACACACACACACACACACAGAGACACAGACACACAGAGACACAGACACACACACACAGACACACAGACACACACACACAGACACACAUUCCCGCCACCCUGCAGAGAUGCUCACAGCCCCCAGCUGCCCUUUCAAAGUUGCCACUAGGUGGUGCAUUAAACUUUCAGGUUCUGUUUUUUAAACUUUUGUGCAUCUAGACCAUCACAGUUCAGUAAAAAUAUAAUAGAGCCAUAUAUGUAAUUUUCCAGGAAACAGGUAAAAUUAAUUUUAAUAAUAUCUUUUAAUUUAACCCUAAAUAGCCCCCAAAUUAUCAUUUCAACAUAUAAUCAACAUAAGGAAUUAUUAAUGAGAUAUUUUACUUUCCCUUUUUUCUGGUGAGUCUUCAAAAUCCCGUGUAUGUUUUAUGUUUACAGUACAUCUAAAUUCAGAACCUAAAUAUCAGAAAUCGUUGCUUAUACUUAAAUUUCAUAAAAUUUAUGGUCAGAAAAGGACACUCAUUUACUUAAGUUGUUUCAAACAUAAAAGUUUUCAGAAACUGCAUGGGUAUCAGUUUAAAUUUUUAAAUUUAACUUAAAAUCAGAAUAAAGUGCUCCGUGGCUGC
This is a messenger RNA of Balaenoptera acutorostrata (minke whale), 2150 nucleotides long. RefSeq lists its product as uncharacterized. NCBI's taxonomy places the organism in Eukaryota, Metazoa, Chordata, Mammalia, Artiodactyla, Balaenopteridae. The record is from RefSeq and is a predicted model, not a curated record. The coding region runs from base 9 to 671 and encodes 220 amino acids. The transcript is spliced from 4 exons.